GUCCGCAAGUUGCCUGGCUUGCUCCAACGGGAAGAAGCUGCAUGUGCACAAUCACUCAUCGCAAUCAUCCCAGCAGGUGAAUGAACGCGAAUGAACCGCGCAUGCACGGCGCUUGAUCAGCUUAAGGAAGCCAACGUGACCUAUUGGUUUGAUUUCCUGAGGCGGAGAUAUUACUGGGUGCUCUGUCUGAGCGCUGAAGUGCGAGGAUAUGGCGUACACUCCUGGGUUGUCAUUGGCACUAUGCUGUCAGUGUCUCUGUAUCUCGUGCAACGUGUGAUGAUGGCGUCGAAAGAUGCGGUUUGCCGCUGCACCCGACCAGCCGAUGUCAUCUCGCAGCACGCGCACACCUUGCUCGAUCGGGAGCGGCGUGCAUGCGCCCCGUCAAACCUUUCCUCCAUCCUGCAUCCACUGCCGACACAAUGGACAAGCAUUGCCAGCCGCCUGUCACACAAGCUUUCCGGUGAAACGUCUCCAAGUCUGCAUUACACGACAUAUCUUGUUCAAAACAAUACCUCUGCGGUCAAAUCCGCACCCAGCAUCCAUUCCGCUCUUCGCCCUCGCGGAAUCAAUCUCUCCCGCGUGAUUAACUCCAACGGCCACCUGCAGCCCAAGUCUCAUCGUGCAUUCGAUCAGUCCAAUCGGCAUCGGGGAAUUCUGCUAGGCCAGCGGGUGCGACUUGCGACGUGGCCCGUCUUCCUGCGAAUCCCGCAGGCAAACUAGACCGCUUGUCUGCAGCGAGCGUGGUUUGCUUUGCGCCCUUUGCUAUGCAGUAUGACGCCCCAGGGGACGGCGGGCGUGAAUUG
Molecule: messenger RNA, 803 nt
Organism: Neohortaea acidophila
Lineage: Eukaryota; Fungi; Ascomycota; Dothideomycetes; Mycosphaerellales; Teratosphaeriaceae
Exons: 1
Coding region: 91-720 (209 amino acids)
Source: RefSeq, a predicted model, not a curated record